AUGGCUACCAGGGUCGGGCAAGCCGUCGGUCCGGUCGCGUUCGGUCCCUUGCCACGUCGCCGUGACCAGCCAGCUGGCAGCGGCGCACGCCUUGUGCUGCGAAACAAUGUAGUGCCUCCAAAAAAAACAUUGAAAGCAGCGUCACCGCCGACAACCAAAAACUCUGGCCGCUUUCCAUUGUUCAGUAAGAGCGCUUCGUCAUCGCCUCCUUUGGGACACUACGCUGGCCCGAAGUUCAGCGAGCCACCUUCCCCGGCCGCUUUGCCACGACCGCCAGUUCACUGGAUGUCUUGCGGCGCCUUGCAAGCCGCCUCACCCGAGGUCUGCCUCGAAAUGACCAACCAGCUGAAGACACUCCUCAAAGUGAAUGCUUGA
Messenger RNA from Dermacentor andersoni, 375 nucleotides. It is a transcript of the gene aqz, whose product is annotated as aaquetzalli. NCBI's taxonomy places the organism in Eukaryota, Metazoa, Arthropoda, Arachnida, Ixodida, Ixodidae. The record is from RefSeq and is a predicted model, not a curated record.